GCACACACAGACACAUAUGCACGCGCGCGCACACGCAGUGCCGGGGCUGCGUGUGAAAGCGCCCUUUUAUCUUGUGGGGUGUGUUUUUUUUUUUGCCCAGGCGAGCGAGAAGCGCAAGCGGCAGUUGCCGGCUUGGCUCGUCUCGCCGGGGAAGGGAAAAGUGCUUGGCGUUGCGCUUUUUGCCUUCUGAGAGAGAAGCAGCAGCGUGGAAGGAAGGAAGGAAGGAAGGAAGAGCGAGCGAGCCCCCCCUCCCCACAGCACCCCCGCAAAGAAAAGCGCAAAGAAGGAUGGGACUCGGAGGAGGGCGCAGUUUUGCGCUUCGGAAGUAAUACCGUUGGAAGGGGGGGGACUGAGCGGGGGGGGGUCUGCCUAGGGCGGGGCCAGAGAGGCCCGGAAGCGUCUUGAUUGCUGGAGAGCGGCUGUCAGUCUGAUUGGAUUGCUCCCCCGCCCCGCGCACCACCACCUCCUCCUCCUUUUUCCAGGCCGGGAGUGGAGAGGGCGCCGGGCUGGGUGGCUGGUCCCCCCCUCGCCUCUCCAACUGCCCCCGCCCGGCUCUGGGCCUGGCAGGAGCGCGCGCGCCCGGGAAGCCAGCGAGCCGCCUUCUUCCCCCCUGGACGGUGCAGCGAGCCAGCAACAGGGCGACUCAAGAGGACCGCGGGCCGCCGCCGCCAUCAUCGCCGCCGCCGCCAUCCGGAGGCCCCGUGGCUUUUCAAUGGAGGAGCAGCCCGGCCCGCAGCAGCAGCAGCAGCAGCACCCGCCGCCGCACCACCACCACCAUCACCACCACCACCACCACUAUUAUUAUUACAACCACAACCACCACCAGCACCACCAGCAGUACUUAGCCGAGGGCAGCGGGCCCGGCAAGGCCCAGCCGCAGCAGAAGGCGCCCCUGCAAGCGCUCAAGCAUGAGCCCAAGGCCGGCGGUGGCGCCGCCGGAGGGCUCCAGCCCCCGCAACACGAAGCGCCCCGCAAGAAAGCAGGCUACGGUGAACUCAACGGGAACGUCGGGGAAAGAGAAUCUUCUGUGAAGAGCCUGCAUGCUGGUGACGCAUCCGGCUCGCUGUCCAGGGUUCCCAACGGUAGCCAGUCCCCCGGAGACCCGAAUCUAUCCCUCAAACAGACUGUGAAAGUAGGAGGCGCCUUUGGGAAACCCGGACUUAAACCCAAGAGCUUUGUUCCGAAAGGUGGCUUGGAUAAAAAACCAGAGAAAUGCUACGAGAAUAAAGCGAGGGAGGGCCAGUCCUCGGACAAGUCGGAGCCGUUGUCUAUCCCAAACGGAAUCGUUGCCAGCACCUCCAGCUAUAUCACCAAUGGUUACGUGAGCAAAGGGACGGACGACGGGAGUGGCUCGGAGAGUGGCUACACCACCCCCAAGAAGCGGAAAGGCCGGCGCAAUAGCAUCAAGGGCUGCGAGACCCUGAACUUGGUCCAGGAGAGCAUAAUGCAGCACGAGUUGCCGCCGCUGCCGCCUGCUUCCGCCCCCGCCCCAGUCUUAAAGCAGGAGCCGGAAAGCUUCAAGCCCGACUGUGGCGAGCCCAAGGCGGGGAGUCGUGUGGAGGGCCUGAAGCCUGCUUGGAAGUGUGAGGCGGGGGGCUUGGGGGCAGGCCGCGGGAAGCCGGGGGUUGGGGAGGUGCCGCGGAAGAACUCGGACGGGAAGGUCGGGGUCGCCAGCAAAAAGUUUGAGGAGCGGCCAAAGGGGAAGCACGUGUGUGCAGCCACCUCGAAGGAGGACUCCUGGACUCUCUUUAAGCCGCCCCCGGUUUUCCCGGUGGACAACAGCAGUGCAAAAAUAGUCCCGAAGAUCAGUUAUGCAAGCAAAGUGAAAGAGAACCUCAACAAGGCUGCACAAAACCCCUCCACGUCUCUCUCCUCCUCUUCGUCUUCAUCUUCCUCCUCCUCCCUGUGUUCGUCCUCCGCUGCAGAAGCUCAGGCCCAGCCCUGCAGCCGCCUCUCCCAGGUUCCCAUGUCCGCAAUGAAAUCCGUUACUUCAGCAAACUUUUCCAAUGGGCCGGUUUUAGCAGGGGUGGACCGAGGCAUGUGUCCAGCUGGGCCCCAGUCUCUGCUCACGCCCGCUGCCUGCUCUGUCCUUUCGGCGGCUUCUGAGCUGGCGCCCCCGGACACGAGUCUGUCCUCGGUGGCCAUGGACCAGCCAAAAUCGAGCCUUUUUAUCUACCCGUCGAAUAUGCAAGCUGAUCUUAUCAACGUCGCCACGCAAGCCGAGCCGCCGUUUCAAACGAAUCAGCAGAGCCUGGGCGACAUCUUCCAGAACCAGUGGGGUUUAUCAUUUAUAAAUGAGCCCAGUGCCGGUCCGGAGACUGCUGCUAGGAAGGUGGCGGACAGUAAGGCUGCGGAGGUGACAUUCCAGGGGGAGUGUCCCGCCGUGCUGAUUUCCCAGGGGGCUGAGACGGCUACCCCAGGACCUGACCAGCCUGUGUUCCCCAAGGCUUACGAGCUGGACAAACGGACUAGCCUGCAGCUCCUUAGCGGUGUCCUAAAGCUGGGGACUGCUGGCGAGGGGGGCGGCUUCUUGUUGGAGUCCCAUCGGCCCGGCAGCCUGCGUCAGGCGGAGCUCGCUGGCCCCGGGGCCUUUGUGUUCCUCUCCAAGGACUGUCACGUAGAGAAUCGCCUGGCUUCCCCUACAAACAGUCUCUUAGCCUCCGCCAAAGAGCAGAGGUGCCAGAGAGGCUUAGAAAGGAAAGACAGCUGGGGGGAUUUUGAUCUGAGUGCUGCUGUUCUGUAUCACAUCCAAGAAAUGGAAACUAUUUGUAAUUUGCAAAAGCAAGAUCCCAAAAGGAUAAUCACUUACGACGAAGCCAUGGAUCAUCCCAACCAAUGAGAAGAGGAGGAGGGAGGUGUUGACUCUCUUGUCCGUCGUCGUUGCCUCUCCGUACCAGGCCACGGGCUUCCCCGGAGGGCGGGCGGCGGUGGCGGCAGCAACAACGGCCAUUCUGGCGCUUCUUCCGGCACGGCAAAGGAAUCCGAACUAGAAUUGCAGGAUAAUAUAUACAAAUCUAUAUAUAUAUAUAAAUCUAUAUAUAUAUAAAUAUAUAUAUUAGUUAUUUUAAAAAUUAAAACGGGCCUCUGGUCGUGAUGAGACUUCACACGGAAUUGGCAGAGACGCACGUUAUGGGAUUAUUUAAACUUUGGUUCUGAAUUCUCCCCUCCUCCUGCUUCUCUCUUUCUUUGUCCCCCCCCCACCCCUGUUCAAAACUGGACACGAGUUCCUAACGGUAACAGACUCAGCUCGGCCCCCCACGGUUCUGGACCUCGACGGGCGAGGGUGUUUCAGCUGUUUCUGCCAGGACUUCUGCAAUUGUCAACAACACACUAAACCGCCGAGGGACAUAUGGACAUCCGUUGCCCUCCCUAUCCCACCUUCCAUCCAGCCGCUCUUGCUUUUUUGGUUCCUUCUCCUCCUCCCUUUUCCCCAUCCCUUCCACUGUUGGUUUUACUGGAAUCCUGCCGAAAACUAUUGGGGGGGGCGCCAUUGGAGGGCUAUUUCUUCCCUCCCCUGCCCCCUUUGCAAAAGUGAAGGUGUGAAGUUGGGGGAAAUCUGUCUUAAAGCCUGUGUGCUUCUCUCCCCUCCCCCGAACUCGCCCUCCAAUGGGGCGGGGGGGGGAGAUACCAUCACAGUAGUGGUACCCAUGCAGCCGCCAAGGCGUUACGGUCACCGUUUCUUGGGCAGAAUGUGUCAUCUUGACAGACCUUGUCCAAAACUCUAUAGAUCAUUGGGAUAAUUUUGUUUCUUUUUUACGGAAGUGUUCAGGGUUGCGGGGGGGUUGGCGGCGGGAAAAUUAGAAAUCCUGUUCUGAUGACUUCGCACCCCGUAUCCCCAGGGGCAAGCCAAAAAAACAAAAAAAAUCUGUUCAGCUUAUUAGGUACUCUGUAUUAUUUUUUUCUCUGCCAAAAACCUGGUGGGCUGUUUUUUUUUUUUGUACUCUCUGUUGAUCCUCUGUUGCAAAGCUGAAAAAUGUAAGGAAUUUGUGUUUUUUGCUAACUUAACUUGUGUGUGCGCAGACACACGUUAACUUCCGUUCUACCUGGAAAUUCAUUUUUUAAAAGGAACACCCCCCCAGUGCAUCUGCCUUCUCCCUGUUUCUCUUCUCGCUCUCCCUCUUUUUGCCUUUUGACUCUUUUUCUGCUCUGACACUUGAGAGGCUAUUCUAGGUGAUUUAUUAAGCUGUCUGUAUAUUUUUUCUUUUCUUUUGGUGUUCUGGGCUUCUGUUCCCCCCCCCCCAAAAAAAUUAAUCCCAAGAGCAGAACUGAGAGGUGUGUGGUGGUUAGAAUUGAAAACCUUAUAAAUUAAACCUUUCCCCCCUCCUUUUGAAGAAGUCCAAAUUUGAGGUCUAGCAGGGACAGGUUGUGGAGUUUAGCGAGGCUGUGUGGCCAUUUUGGAGGGGUGGGGAUGUGUUGGAGAGAGAGGUUUUUUAUCCAAAAGGGUUCCAAGACAUUCCUGGGUGUCCUGUGAGCGAGUGGGUGGGACAGUGGAAGGCAUUGGGGAAUUGCACCAAGUUUAGCUUUCCACUCUCGAAGAAUUCCCCAGAGCAGACAGGGCAGGCAUCUGUACGAUUUUGCGGUGGUGACAUCUUGGUUCAGUGUAACCCUAUUUGGUUUUUGGAGGGCAUUCUAGGCUAUUGAGGAGAGGCAUGCCCCAAUAGCCCCACCCCACACAGAGCUAUUCUGCUACUCUUUUACACCUUUUUUUGUGUGUGUCCUUUUAAACAUGCCUUUAACCCCCCCCCCACCUUUGAUGCUUCUAUUAAAAGUUGCUCAUGGCCAAAAACAAUAAAUAGACUCCACUUUCUAAAGACUGCUAGUUUUUUCCCCUCCCAGCGUUGCUGAUUCUUCCUGCCCUUUCUAGUGUGAUUUAUCAGUCACCUUCUCUGUUACGCGCUUAACCCUCCCUUUAAAACAACUCCAAACCCUAAUGAAGUUGACUGGUUUACGGCAAAGCUUGGCUGGCGUGUGGCUGUUUGGCUUUUCCUCUGUUGCGCUCUCGGCCUCUUAUGGCACUGUCCCCCCUCCAGAUGUCCAUCUGGGCCCCAGAGCCUUGUAAUGUGUGCGGUCUGUCUCUUGUUCACGGAUGCAACACUCUUUCCCCAAACCUCUUUCGUUUUUCAGAUUUGUUAAACCUUCCCCAUGUGGGGAGAAAUUUUUGUUGAGGUCUUAUUAAUAUUGAGAUUUUUCUCUUUCUCGCCCUUCCCCUCCUCAGAUUUAUUUUUGUGUUUAAAAAUGUAAGAGGGGCAUGUUUGUGUGUCGGGGGGGGGGAAUUGAGCUGUGAAGGGUGUGGCCCAGAUGUGAUGUGCCCUCCAGGUGUUGCUGAACUACAACUCCCAUCAGCCUCAGCAAGCGUGGCUGAUGGCCGGGGAGGACUAUGGGAGCUGUAGUUCAGCAACACCUGGAGAGCCCAAGGUCUCCCCCCCCCCCUCGGGUAGCACAUGAGAAGAAUGCUUUUGUAUGGGCCAGUCUUUCCUCCAACCUGGUGCCCCCCCCCCCCAGUAUUUUGGACUACAGCUCCCCUGGGGCUAAUGGGAGGAGUUAGUAGUCCGGCACCAGGCUUGGGUAGGUCAUGUUAGAGGAGGCGUGGGGAACCUCUGACCCUCCUGUCAUCCCCGCCCAUUUUGCUGGGGCUGAUGGGAGUUACAGUUCAGCCACAGCUGGAGGGUCAGAAGUUUCUCGCACCUGUGGUAGCGUUGGCCAGAUAACAGACAUGAAUGUGUGGCUCUCGGGUUCCUUUCUAGGAUGAUUAUGGAAACGGCAGGCCUCCCAGCCGAAGGGAUUGGGAAUAGGGCGCCCAUUUAGUCACACUGGUGUGAGUCUUGCUCAGAGUAGACCCUUUGAAAUCAGUGGAGCUCCGUUAGCCAUGCCCAUUAAUUUAAGGGGGGGGGCUUCUCUGAACACGGCUUAUGUUAGAGAUGGCCCACAAUCCCCAGCCUGUUUCCAAUGCAGCAUCCCAGGACGGGAUUGUGGUCCUCGAUGCUUACCGAGAAUUUAUGUAAUACUCCCCGGCUAGCAAGGUGGCUUUCUGUGACAUGCUUGAGAUGUGUGUCCUCCCCUUUCUCUAAAUCCCUUGCCUGCUGGUGUCAGUAUUUAGGGAGAAGGUGUCUCUGUGUGUGAGAGAAAUAGGACAACCGUAUGUGGUCUCCCUCAUUCAGGCAUCGGACAGUAGCUCUAGGAUAUUUACCUUGGACAACAGAAGUCUAGUUUAGCUGAUGAACCAAUUUCUUGACUGUGGUUUCCGGCGCUGUGUUUCAUGGUAGAAAGCUCCGCUAUAGAUGAUUUAAAAAAUGUGCAAAGCUAUUGUUUAAGAUGCCAUUCCAUGGCUACCUGUAGAAUUUUUCAAAACAACAGAAAUUAAAAAAAAGUUAAGUGCAUCUCCUGACAACUGACGCAAUACCUUUCUGCCUUCCAGCUGGGAUUCUCUAGCCGUCAUUUGUAGCUGGAUUGAUCUGACUUGCCUGCGGCCAGGUUUUUUUAAAAAAAAUUCAUUUCAGUCAUCUUCCUAUAAAUGAAAGACAUCAAAGCUGCCAGAAUGCCUGCCCCCUCCCUCCCCCCAAGUGCUGCAUCUUCCCCUUUGUUGACGAGUAUCCUCACCCAGGCACACAUGCUUGGCUGAGCCCAGAAAUGUGGUCUGUUCCAAUGUUGGCAUAUGAAGAAACACACAGGGUGCCAGGAGUCUGCAAAGCUGGGCACUUGCCAGGGAUCAGCCUAAAUGCUGCAGGUGAUGACUGAUGGGUGAUAUUCAGGAUGGGGCUGGAUGGGCCACGCCAUAAACCAGGGCUGGAGAACUGCUGGCCCUCCGGGUGGUGUUGAGCUCCAACUCACAUUGACAGCCAGCCUGACCAAUGGCCAGAGAUGAUGAUAGGAUUUGGGAGUUCAGCAUCACCUGGAAGGCCAGCCCUGCCAUAAAGGUAGAUCCUCCUGGCCUGUUUGGUCACUGUCGCCAGCUGAGGUGACCAGGUAGUGUGGGUGAGUCUGGGACUAGCCCUGAAAGGAGAGCAUGCCUCUUUGCCAGCUUAUGUAUACAAGCUCUGAUUUUGUUAAGCCAGGAACAAAGGCCUUUGGGCCUUCCUCCAGAUGUUGCUGGCCCCCAGCAAUUGGGGAGGACGGGAGCUAUCUGCCCGCAUCUGGAUGAGGGCCACCAGCCCCGUCUCCCCACCAUUGAUGUUAAAAGCUUUUCUGGCCAGCCCAAAGCAGAAUCCCACCCAGCGCUAAUCGGUGCAGAGAAUCCGCUUCUGGAGUAGUGGCUCCCCUCCCCCUUCCCAAAAAAGUAUGGGAUAUCCUUGGCUUGUUGUGAUAACGCAGAUCUCUUUAUUUGUGAAGAGCAAAGGUCUUGAUUGCUUAUUGGGGGGUGCGGAAACUAUAUUGGUUGCAUUUUGUCUUUGGCUAGAUCAUUCUCCUAACUUGGCUCCUUUUCUGGAGUCUUACUGAGUUUUUGAAAUCCAGAAUUUUUUUUUAGGGCAGGGGGGGUUGGAGAGAAGUUGUCCCAUUUAUCCUUAACAUUUCUGGUGUGGCACUUAAGUCCUGGUGGACUGGCUAGCCUUGCCUGUGCCCAGCCAUCGACAGUGCUAGGAUAUUCUGAAGGUGAGGUUACUCUCAAGCCUGCUUCACUCUCAGAAGAUAAAUCAAGCUAUAGGUGUUGCAAAUGCCAGGGUUUGGUUUGGAAAGGUCUCCAGCCCCCUUUUCCCAGCCUGGCACCUCCUCAAUGCUUUGGAGUACAACUCCCCAUCCGCCCCAGCCAGCAGACCUGUGGUGGCUGCUGGGAGUUGUAGUCCAAAACAUCUGCAGGGCGCCAGGUUGGGGCAAAGCUUUGGGGCACACCCUUUUGUGUAGUUCAUUUUUAUGGCCUUUUAAAAAAAAAGUCAGUUUUAUUUUCACUUUUACAUUUGGUUUGUUUUAAGGGAUUCUCUUAAGUUUGAAGACACUUCUCACUAGACUGUGAUGUGUUGAACCUGUAGCGCCAAAUUUCCCCCUUCUGCUGCUAUGCCAAUAACUGCAAGAAGGCUGUGUGUGUGUUGAUGUUUGUUUAAAUCCCAAGGGCCUACCAAAGAUAAUGAACUUUUUCUUUUUGGGGAAAAAAACAGCUUUCAAAAUGGAAUUAGCGGCCACUGCUUUUGCCCAGGACACUUGGAAGAGGAGCUCAUUGCAAAGGUAUCAAAAGAACUUGGAAGUUCCCUAGCGGAACCUAGGAACACAGGAAGUUGCCUUAUAUUGAGUCAGUCCAUUAUUCCAUCUAGCUUAGUAUUGGCUACACUGGCUGGCAGUGGCUCUCCAGGGUUUCAGACAGGAAGUUUCUCCCAGCCAUCAGGGAUUGCAUGGGACCUUCUUCAUGCAAAGCAAGGCCUCUGCCCCUGAGCUAUGGCCCCUUCCCCAAUGAAUGGAACGAUAUUUCCCAGAGUUUGCUUGGCCCUGGCAGUUGAAGCCAGUUUUUGAGUCUUGAGAUGUCAUUGAGCAAUGUCAUAUGAAGCCACCUUUGCACACCUGAGUCUGCCCAUUUAUGACUGAAACCUUGUUUGGAAUGUGCAAAGUAUUUCCUGACUUUUAGGGGGGCAUGGGGAAAACCCCUUACAGGCAAGGGCAAGGAACCAGUCUAGCCUGGAAUGCAGCUGCAACAACAUCCUAAUGCUGUUACUUUUUUUUUUUUUUGCCAACUUGCUUUAGAAAGUAUUUUGGGGUGUGGAGUUGAGAACAUCUGGGAUUCUGCAAAAUUUGCCAGCAUUAAAAUUGCCUGGUUUCAGAUAA
Rhineura floridana is the source of this 8745-nucleotide messenger RNA. It is a transcript of the gene NUFIP2, whose product is annotated as nuclear FMR1 interacting protein 2. The transcript has 4 exons. Gene Ontology annotation, molecular function: RNA binding. The record is from RefSeq and is a predicted model, not a curated record. Gene Ontology annotation, cellular component: nucleoplasm; cytoplasmic stress granule. Bases 713 to 2839 code for a protein of 708 amino acids. NCBI's taxonomy places the organism in Eukaryota, Metazoa, Chordata, Lepidosauria, Squamata, Rhineuridae.